Molecule: messenger RNA, 3855 nt
Organism: Ochotona curzoniae (black-lipped pika)
Lineage: Eukaryota; Metazoa; Chordata; Mammalia; Lagomorpha; Ochotonidae
Gene: TF
Product: transferrin
Biological process (GO): antibacterial humoral response; intracellular iron ion homeostasis; iron ion transport
Cellular component (GO): plasma membrane; recycling endosome; extracellular region
Molecular function (GO): ferric iron binding
Source: RefSeq, a predicted model, not a curated record
GCGGGUCAGUCUGCGCUCGCCGCUCCUCGCCACAACUCCCGACCUCCAGGAUGAGGUUCUCCGUGGGUGCCCUGCUGGCCUGCGCCUUCCUGGGGCUGUGUCUGGCUGUCCCCGAAAAAACCGUGAGAUGGUGUGCCGUAAGCGAGCAUGAGGCCAGCAAGUGCACCAGCUUCCGUGACAACAUAAAAAAAGUCCUCCCUGAUGGGCCCCGAGUCAUUUGUGUGAAGAAAACAACCUACCAUGAUUGCAUCAAGGCCAUCGCGGCAAACGAAGCAGACGCCGUGACGCUGGAUGCGGGACUGGUGUUUGAGGCCGGCCUCACUCCCAACAAUCUGAAACCUGUAGUGGCAGAGUUCUAUGGAUCACAAGAGAAUCCACAGACCUUCUACUAUGCCGUGGCUGUGGUCAAGAAGGGCAGUGGCUUCCAGCUGAACGAGCUCCGAGGCAAGAAGUCCUGCCACACAGGCCUUGGCAGAUCUGCUGGGUGGAACAUCCCUAUAGGCUUACUGUAUUGUAAUCUGCCGGAGCCUCGCAAGCCUCUAGAGAAAGCAGUGGCCAAUUUCUUCUCGGGCAGCUGUGUCCCCUGUGCGGACAGUAGCCACUUCCCCCAGCUGUGUCAGCUGUGUCCCGGGUGUGGCUGCUCUUCCUCCCAACCGUACUACGGCUACUCCGGCGCCUUUAAGUGUCUAAAAGAUGGUGUUGGAGAUGUGGCCUUUGUUAAACAAGAGACCAUAUUUGAGAACCUGCCCGACAAGGCUGACAGGGACCAGUAUGAACUGCUGUGCCUAGACAACACCCGCAAGCCAGUGGACGAGUAUGAGCAGUGCCACUUGGCUCGCGUCCCUUCACAUGCCGUCGUGGCCCGCAGCGUGGAUGGCAAGGAGGACCUCAUCUGGGAGCUUCUCAACCAGGCCCAGGAACAUUUCGGCAAAGAUAAAUCAAAAGACUUCCAACUGUUCAGCUCUCCCCAUGGGAAGAACCUGUUGUUUAAGGACUCGGCCCAAGGCUUUUUGAAAGUUCCCCCCAGGAUGGACUCCAACCUGUACCUGGGCUAUGAGUACGUCACGGCUGUCCGUAACCUCCGGGAUGGCAUAUGCCCAGACUCCUCACAGAAUGAAUGUAAGACCAUCAAGUGGUGUGCCCUGGGCCACCAUGAGAGGCGCAAGUGUGAUGAGUGGAGCGUGAACAGCGGAGGAAAAAUAGAAUGUGAAUCCGCGGAGACCACCGAAGACUGCAUUGCCAAGAUCAUGAAUGGAGAAGCUGACGCCAUGACCCUGGAUGGAGGAUUUGUCUACAUCGCAGGCCAGUGUGGUCUGGUUCCUGUCCUGGCAGAGAACUAUGAAAGCUCCGAUUGUAAGAGCCCACCGGAGGAAGGAUAUCUCUCUGUGGCGGUGGUGAAGAAAUCAAAUCCUGGCAUCAACUGGAACAAUCUGGAAGGGAAGAAGUCCUGCCACACUGCUGUGGACAGAACGGCUGGCUGGAACAUCCCCAUGGGCCUCCUGUACAACAGGAUCAACCACUGCAAAUUUGAUGAGUUUUUCAGUCAAGGCUGUGCACCUGGCUCUUUGAAAAAUUCCAGUCUCUGUGAGCUGUGUAUUGGCCCAAAUAAGUGUGUCCCCAACAACCGAGAGGGAUAUUAUGGCUACACCGGGGCUUUCAGGUGUCUGGUGGAGAAGGGCGAUGUGGCUUUUGUCAAGUCCCAGACUGUGCUGGAGAACACCGAUGGCAAGAACCCUGACUCAUGGGCAAAGGAUCUGAAAGCAGAAGACUUUGAGUUGCUGUGCCUUGACGGUAGCAGGGAGCCUGUCAGCAAGGCUGCCAGCUGCCAUCUUGCCCGAUCCCCCAACCAUGCCGUGGUCUCCAGGCAUGAGAGGGCAGGUUGCGUCAAGCAGAUACUGCAAGACCUGCAGGUCCCGAAAGACUCUCUGUCCUUUUGGCAGGCGGAGUAUGGAAGUACAGUGGCUGACUGCUCCAGCAAGUUCUGCAUGUUCCACUCUGAAACCAAAGACCUCCUAUUCAAGGACAACACAAAAUGCCUGGUUGACCUGAGGGGCAAAGACACAUAUGAAAAAUACCUUGGAGCAGAAUAUAUGAAGGCUGUUAGUAACCUGAGGAAAUGCUCAACUUCACCCCUCUUGGUCCCUUAAAAGAACUACCACUCCCAGGAGGCUCCGCUCGCGGCGCCUGCGCAGAACCCAGAGCCACGUCACUAGUGCGGCACUGGGCGCCGCGCGGCUUCCAUCAUGGCGUCUGCGGAUUCCCGACGGCUCGGGGACCGGGCCGCUGUCCGGGGCACUUUCCAGCCCUACCUAGACUCUUUGCGGCAGGAGCUGCAGCAGAGGGACCCGACGCUGCUGUCAGUGGUGGUGGCGGUUCUCGCGGUGUUGCUGACGCUGGUGCUCUGGAAGCUCAUCCGCAGCCGAAGGAGCAGUCAGCGAGCGGUGCUGCUGGUCGGCCUCUGUGACUCCGGAAAAACCUUGCUGUUCGUCAGGUUGUUAACAGGCCAUUACAGAGACACUCAGACGUCUAUCACGGACAGCUCGGCCGUGUACAGAGUCAACAACAACAGGGGCAGCAGCCUGACCCUGAUUGACCUCCCCGGCCAUGAGAGCCUGCGGCUUCAGUUCUUGGAGCGCUUUAAGACCUCCGCCAGGGCUGUUGUGUUUGUCGUGGACAGUGCAGCGUUCCAGCGAGAGGUGAAGGACGUGGCUGAGUUUCUGUACCAAGUCUUGCUGGACAGCGUGAGUCUGAAGAAUGCACCCUCGUUCCUGAUAGCCUGCAACAAGCAAGAUAUUGCGAUGGCAAAAUCAGCAAAGCUAAUUCAACAGCAGCUGGAGAAAGAACUCAACACCUUGCGAGUUACCCGGUCUGCCGCGCCCAGCACCCUGGACAGCUCCAGCACUGCCCCUGCACAGUUGGGAAAGAAAGGCAAAGAAUUUGAAUUCUCCCAGCUGCCCCUCAAAGUGGAGUUCCUGGAGUGUAGUGCCAAGGGUGGGAGAGGGGACUCUGACUCUGCGGACAUCCAGGACUUGGAGAAGUGGCUUGCUAAGAUCGCCUGAGGGGCAGCCCUGGAGCACAGGAGCGGGUUGGGAAAAGGGCAGCGGUGGUCCCCGAGUUGCUAAGGAAGAGGGACAGAAUGUGUGUUCUGGAAACAAGGUACUAUUGAAACCAACUUGGAACUUGUCAAGUCCCGGCUCCCCAUUGCUUCCGUCCAGCGUUUGCUGGCUGCAGUGUCCAAAGCCCUGUGAGCCAAGCUGACUGCCUAGCAAAGUCGUGGCCAGGAAGGUCAUGACGGUCCCUGCACCUUUCCUUGCUUCCUGCUUUUGCGGUUUGGCCCCCUUUCCCUGGAGACAGGCCUGUGUAUGGGAACCAGUUGAUUUGCUGCACCACUCACGUUCAGGGUUGGUCCAUUGUCUCGCCGUUUAUUCUCAGUUUGAUUGGGUACAGAGCAGAGGUGAGCGGAGGGACUGUUCCUGGCCCAGCCUUCACCGGAGGCUUGCCGGGAGCUCUCAGUCCCUCGGGUGAUAAGAGCCUCAACUGACCAGAGUCAGGUGUGCUCUGGGGCCUGUGCAGGUGGGGAUCCUGCUUUGUACUCUGGACGGCUGCAUGCCUUGGGGCCGUGCACCUGUACAGCCUCAUCAGCCCCUGCUUUGCCACAGCUGGGAUGCUGUGGGGCAGGUGCAGAGUGAGAACGUUCUCUGUAGUCUCCAAAUACAUAUUCACAGAUGCUUAAAAAAAUAGUGUUUUCAAAAGGGCGUUCUUGGUUGUCUUCUUAAACACUAGGUGUUUUUAUUGUGUCUUUAUUAAUACCUUUCCUGAUAAACAUGCUAUCUGGCCCAAUAAAGCAAUAAAAUG